Messenger RNA from Benincasa hispida (wax gourd), 2094 nucleotides. Its product is annotated as serine/threonine-protein phosphatase PP2A catalytic subunit-like. Lineage: Eukaryota; Viridiplantae; Streptophyta; Magnoliopsida; Cucurbitales; Cucurbitaceae. The record is from RefSeq and is a predicted model, not a curated record. Gene Ontology annotation, molecular function: protein serine/threonine phosphatase activity.
UAAACUUUGGAAAAGACGAACUUAAAUUUUUUAAGUGGAAAAUAAAUGUUCAAAAUGUAAUGAAUAAAAUAAUUUUCUGAUUUAUUUGACCUAAUCUAAAUGGAUUGAUUCUUUGGUCAGAUAUCCUAUUUCAAACCUCAAAAAUUGAAUCAAUUUUUGUAAGAUAGCUGCUUCUUUUGACUUUACUAAUUCAAUCACUAUUUCUUAUUGACUAUUUUUAGAAAAAGAAAAAUGUGGUGGCUAUUUACUUACCUACCAUACCCACAUCAUUGCACAUUUGAAAAAAGAAUUCUCGUAAAUCGAAUUUAUUAAAUGGAGCAAUAUAGAUUGUAAAAAUUCAUGUUUAAUUUAUGGAUUUCUUGCAAAGUUAUUAAAAAAAAAAAAAGAAAGAAAGAAAGAAAAGAUUGUGGGGAAUAUUUUUUUUUUCAAAUAAUCGUUACCUUUUCUUGUUGAUAUAACAGAAUUAUCUAAAUAAAUAAACGUUACUAUAGUUUUUAAAAAGAAAUUGUGAAGGGGAAAAAAACAUAUUUUGAUUUGGAGACAUGAAAUGAAAUGGCAUUUCAUUUGCAUUUUGAUUAAUUUAGGAGCAAUCAAUCCGUUCCCCUCAAUUCCCUCGUCAUCCUCUUAUUCACAUAAAUACAAUUUUAGUAACUUAUUUCCAAACUUUGGCGAAGAACGGAGAGAGGGGGAGGGGAGGGGGAGAGAGAGCCAGAAUGAAUCAGGGGUUCAGAUUCUAUCUAUGUUUCUUUGUUUCAUGUCACGGCGAUUGAAAACGUAAGCAUUUUGGGGAUCAAUUUUGAUGUUUAUGAGUCCAUUUGAUGCAUAAAUGAGCUCAAAUUCGUUCGUUAUCUGAGAAUGGAGAGAUCGCUGAGUUCGUGAGUGUGAUUCUUUCCGGACGAUCUCUAAUUUUUGCUUGUGGAUCUGAGAGGGAUUUGAAACCAUGCCGUCUCACGCGGAUCUGGACCGUCAGAUCGAGCAUCUGAUGGAGUGCAAGCCGUUGCCGGAACCGGAGGUGAAAAUACUUUGCGAUCAGGCGAGAGCGAUUCUGGUUGAGGAGUGGAACGUGCAGCCGGUUAAGUGUCCGGUGACGGUUUGCGGCGAUAUUCAUGGCCAGUUUUACGAUCUCAUUGAACUGUUUCGGAUAGGAGGCCGUACUCCCGAUACUAAUUACCUUUUCAUGGGCGAUUACGUUGAUCGUGGGUACUACUCGGUUGAGACAGUUACUCUUCUAGUGGCUCUAAAAGUUCGUUACAGAGACAGAAUUACCAUCUUGCGGGGUAAUCACGAGAGCCGACAAAUAACUCAAGUGUAUGGUUUUUAUGAUGAAUGCCUGAGAAAAUAUGGAAAUGCCAAUGUCUGGAAACAUUUCACCGAUCUUUUCGAUUACCUCCCUCUUACAGCUCUAGUUGAGAGUCAGGUUUUCUGUUUACAUGGAGGACUUUCUCCAUCUUUGGAUACCUUGGAUAACAUUCGCUCAUUGGACCGUAUACAGGAGGUCCCCCAUGAGGGGCCAAUGUGUGAUCUCUUAUGGUCUGAUCCAGACGACCGUUGUGGAUGGGGAAUAUCUCCACGUGGGGCUGGUUAUACAUUUGGUCAGGAUAUAGCUGCUCAGUUCAAUCAUACAAAUGGGCUCUCUCUUAUAUCCAGAGCUCAUCAACUUGUCAUGGAAGGAUACAACUGGUGUCAGGAUAAGAAUGUGGUGACUGUCUUUAGCGCUCCGAAUUAUUGUUAUCGAUGUGGAAAUAUGGCUGCAAUUCUGGAAAUUGGGGAGAAUAUGGAUCAAAAUUUUCUACAAUUUGACCCAGCUCCUCGACAAAUUGAACCCGAUACCACACGCAAGACUCCUGAUUAUUUUUUGUGAUUACUAUAUUGUUGGUCAUUGUAAGUGUCAGUAAUUGUAGAUUUUACUCUGAAAAAGCCUUUAUUGUCAUGGGUGAGAACCAGAUUAUGUUCAAUGUCAUUCUUUUGGUUGUAGUUUUAGUUGUGUUUUGUUGCUUCUUUUAUGUGCAAAAGAAACUCUAGUAAAGUGGCAGAAGGUUUCGACCGAUGGUCCCAUUUGCUUGUAAAUCUUAAGGAAGCAAUAACUUGAUAUUA